AUGCUUUCAAAUUCGGUUUUUAACAUGUUUGGAGCAGUAGCCCCAAAAAUUGAAGGGUGCGAUGGCAUAAUUUACAAUGCGACGACUAGUCAAGAAGAAUGUCUUUAUUACGAUAACGAUGUUGAAUGUAGAGACCCAAUGCUGAAAUAUGAGUUUAAAUCGGUCGCUGUUGAAUUCUCACAACUUUGCUCUCGACAUGAAAAUUCAUUCAUGGAUAGUAUAAGUCAAAUUUUCGGAGGAUCAAACCUUGCAAGAUUCUCGACAACAUCCCAGAUGGUAGGAAUAAUGGUCGGAUCUGCUCUUUCUGGACAACUAUCAGAUAUAUACGGACGAAAAAUGGUCACUCAAGUUGUUUUAAUUUUUAUGUUAAUUUUUUCGACGGGAUCAUCAUUUUCUACGUCUAUUGAGAUAUUUAUACUUUUUCGUUUUCUCAUUGGAAUAUGCUGUGGUGGUUUAUCAACAGUUGGCCAAAUAUUCAUAGUGGAAAAUCUCCCUUCAGCUCACCGUAUGUGGAUGUGUACUGUCGUUACGUGGGCUCCAAACUAUAUUCUUUUUGCCUUCUUUGCAUACAUUGCCCAAGAUUGGCGCUCUUUGGCACGCUUUGGAAAUUGCAUGACUUUGGUAGCCAUUAUAUUAUGCAUUGGAUUUCUUCCAGAAAGUCCAAAAUAUCUCAUUCAAUUGAGAAAACGAAAACAUGCUAUUAAGGCAAUUCACUACAUUAAUAAAUUUAAGUCCCAAAGGAAAAAGCUAAGCAGUGAAGAAAUCGCGGAGAUUGUUGACAGUUCUAUAAAAGAAUCCCAAAUCGCCAGACAGAAAGCAAAGAAAUAUCAUUUCAAACAUCUUUAUACGAACUCGAAAAUAGCUAUUCGGACAUUAGUUACUUCAUUCUCAAUGUUUUCUGUGAGUUACGUUACUUACGGACUAUUAUUUAACUAUGAUGUUCUGACCGGUUCGAUUUACAUUAAUUCCGCAAUUUCUGGCUUACUUCGAUACAUUGUUGGAGCAUUGGUUGCUCUUCUUGAUCAUUUUGGAAGAAAAACUAUUGGCAGAAAAGUAAUGCAUUUUGCUACAGUUGGUCUCAUAAUGAUGUGUAUGCUUGGAAUAUUUUUUAUUGAAUACCAUGGGAUGCAACAAGAGUAUAAAUUUUACAUCAGGGCAUUAACAUUGUUAGCAUUUGGUAUUACUGGGUGUUUAUUUCUUCAAAUUCUUUUAAUUACUGCGGAAUUGUUCCCAACUGGAAUAAGGAACAUUGCGUCAGCACACGUCAAUGUAUGCGGACGCCUUGGAAAUGUAUUUGGUCCCAUGAUUUUUAGCUACAAAUUCGGAUUUGAAGGGGCACCUUAUUUAGUUCUCGGUUUACUUUGUUUGGUUGACAUUUUAGUUUUCCACUUGUUCAUCCCAGAAACUAAAAACCAGGCCCUCCCAUCAGAAAUGCCUCCGAAGAAACGACAACAAGACGAGCAAGGCACGGAGCUAUUGUAG
Messenger RNA from Caenorhabditis bovis, 1482 nucleotides. Lineage: Eukaryota; Metazoa; Nematoda; Chromadorea; Rhabditida; Rhabditidae. The record is from the annotation of a GenBank genome assembly.